AUGGGCGACGGUAAUCUCUUACCAUCAGAUGAUCCGACCAUUCUGAGGUGCUUAGGAAAGAAAGUGCCAUUAGCUGAUACUUCAAUCAUAAUAAGCAGCAGUGCUCAAAACUUGUCACAAGUAAACAGGUCAGCGUUAGCGUAUCACAGCAGUACGGAACCAGGACGCCAGUUGAGGAACAUUGGCAUUUCCGCUUCGUCUACCACGUCAAGAUCAACUACUAAGACCAGUUCAAGUCCAUAUAGUCGCAGUGACGGCCAGCUAAGGCACACUAGUACAUCGACAUCUAACUAUAACACGAGCGCGAGCGAUAUGCCGGCUUACCUCAGAGGGUUCGAUUCGUCUUUGAAUACGAGAAAAGAUGACGAGAGUCGACGUCGACGGAAAGCCCGAGGGGUUGAAAGCUCUAAAGCGGGGGGUGGUGGCGGGGGUGGGGGGGAAGCGACGGAGGGCACGGACAGUGACAGUGAUGCGAGCGAGCGGAGUCUCGAUCUCGCCUCCAGCCACUCCUCUGAUGAUGACGAGACUACCACGCGAGAAAGAGUAUCGAGUAGUACUGGAGGCAGUUACCUGCCCAACAUCACAGAGGGCGCUCCCCUAGGUAUCCCGCCACGCUGGCCCUCGCAUAUAAGAGAAGAAUCGAGUCGUCCCGACAUGGGGCGAUGGUCCCAAGAAACCGGCUCGGACAAUGAAGCAUUAAACGCCGGUAUGGCGUCACCGUCUCCGAACCCACUACCCAACCCCGACCUCACGUCUGACGUGUACCUCGCCAGGCACAGGAUGAAGCCAUCCAUACUCGAGAACGUGCACGACACAUACGGGGUCAUGGACGAGGAGCUCAUGUAUGGUGUCCUACCGAACGACACUGAAAAGCAAAUGCCGUACGACCCGAACUACCCCAUCUCCCCAACUAUGUACAGAUUGCCAGGAAAUCCGUACGGUUCCAAGACAUACCUGUCUUCGAGGACGUCAGAUUACGGCUACAGUCCCACUCAAUAUCUGAACACGGACACAAACGUAUACGGGUCUAGAGAUUUUAGAGAUUCCGGGGUCUCGACGAGGGAGCAUGACGGCUAUCCUCCGAGGGAUUUUAGGGAUUCGGGGAUAGCGACUAUGCUGAAGAACGACUACCAGAGGAAAAUGGAUAGUCAUUACGGUCCAGAAUACAGCGAAAGAAUGUCAGAGGGAUCUGACAAACAUCAUCAUACUCAUGACAAAUAUUUGUUCCCGUACACAGCCGAGGAGGACCACACGAGCUUGCGCGCCGUCAGCCAGUCACCGCAAGUGCAUAACGCGCACGCAGGCGAACCGCCGCAACAGAUGGGGGCGCCCCUAGCGAGUAUGGGUGAAACUAGCGAGAAAUCUACUACUGAAGACGACGCAGAGACGAGAGUUUGAAAAUAUUAGUACAAGAUUUCCAAUGAAUCUCAUUUAGUUAAUCAAUUUCUCUCUAUUUUAUAUUGUAAACAUAAUUUUAAGUGUCUUAAUGUUAAUUUAAUGCAAGACUGUCUCAACAAUCAGUAAUCCACUGCCAUAGUUUAGAAUUUAAAGGCUAUUUAUUUAUGGGAUUAUAAUGUUUAAGCUUUAAGUAGGAAAUCUUCAGUUCACUGAGUAAACAAUAGGUAUCUAUACUUAAUAAUUUAAAUACGAAGUUGAAUAAAGACUUCUUUAAUAAAAAUGUUUUACAAUUCUCGUAUAUGGGGCCAUCCAUAAAUUACGUCACGACAUUGUGUGACAAGGGGGUGGGAGGGUCCUAAAUUUCGUGACGUCACAUUUCAAAAUCUAUUAUAAUCUAAGUGUUAAAACACGAACUUUAAACUAUUACUUUACAAAAACCUUGCAAAAUAUGUGACAUCACACUAGGAGGGGAAGUCUUACAAAUGUGACCAGCUGUGACUAGGACGGGGGAGGGGCAAAAAAUCAUGAAAAUCGUGUGACUUAAUUUAUGGAUGACCCCUAUUGAUAUAAUAUCACCAUGUAAAGUAGUCAUAGAAUACAAACUUCGGCAGAUUUGGAAAGAAAAAUUGGUAUAAUGAUUUAUUAUCAAAUUGAUCGGGUAUAAUGGGACUAGUGCAAAUUAUAAAUAUUUUGAUGCCUGAAACAAAGAUUAGGUAAUGAUGUUAACAUCCAAAGUCAGUUGUAUAUAAUGAAGUAAAUUUAUAGGGUUUCAAUUCGAUCACUAUUUUUAUAUUUAGAUAUUUUAUGAUUAAAAUAUCUUUAGCUAAUCACGUUGCAUUUUAAGUCUACCUGAAAAAUUGUAGUCAAAUUGAAACUCCUUGCAUUAUUAAAAUCAUAGAUAAUUAUUUUUAUAUUAAAACCAAAACAUUAUAUGUAAGUUUGUGUAAUAGAGAUCUUUUUAAUCAGAGUCAGAUUUUAUGAUCAACGCAGCAAGUUGUAAUAAUAAGCUCAGCUUAAUGAUAUAUGUGUAUUAGGAAUUAGAUAUUUGUUGCAUUCAUUGAACUCUAAAAAUGAUCCCAUAGUGUACUUUUUAAGUAGGUAAACUCAGAUUUGUUAAAGACAAAUAAGUAAAUGGGAUUGAAUAGCGUUUUGUGUAUUUUAAUGAAGUCUACAUAAUAACUAUAGAUUUAUGUAAAUAAAAAAGAGUGUUGUGUGCAUUUUGAGCGUUUUAGCGAAGAUUCCACCUAUUUUGUAAAUAAAUAGAUUUUUACACUGUAACUUAUAAGUGAGUAGAAACUAGAUAAUAAGGAAAAAAGCUUUAUUUAGGUACUCUGUAGUUUCACAUUGCCAUAUAAUUUUUGUACGUCUUUAUAUCAGGCACUCCCCGCGUUUUAUAAAUUACUUAUUAUUUUUAACGCUCUUACCUCUAUAGGUAAAAGAAAAUUAAGAAAAACAUUUCCGCUGAACGUGAAAUAAAUUUAAAAUACAUUUGAAACUUUUAAAAAGUGUUUUGUUUGUUGUUAAUUAUAAAGUAGUAAAUAAGGCACACUCGGAGGGCUAUCCUUUUUUGAGACCACCUGAUUGCGCCUCUACUGGGUAGGGUUAUAAAUAAAUACCUACAAUCUCAAAAUAAAUAAAACAGUUAACAAUGAGCUUUCUCAUAUUCUCCAGCGCCUCUAGCGGAAAAUUCGAAACGCACUAAACCGUCAUUUAAUAUGCCUCUGUGGGUUAAGAACUUCCUUUUUUAAUAUUUCAUAUGAUUCAUGUAGAUGUGUUUAUGUAGAAAUUAAUAAGAAGUGAUACAUCACACAUUCCAUUUUAAUUAUUUAUUGUAACGAGUUGGAUUUGAAGUUCACUGUAAUGUAAAAUUAUUUAAAUAGCAUAGAUAAAAUAGCUUCGAAAAUAUGUGCAAUAUACAUUUUUUCAAUGAGCGACAGUAAUUGGACUAAUUUCAUAGUUGGUGCUCCCGUGGCGAAAGGAAAUUAUCUUUGAGAUACUACUGUCCUAUGUAUAUAUUUUUUUUUUUACUCUGUGAAAGUAAUACAAAAGCAAAACAGUCGUCAGCAAAUCCUUUGGAAAAAAUCAUAAUUAUGAAUUAAAAUAACGAAACGAAUAUCCAAGGGAUUCAAUUCUGCUUGCGUUCGUAUUUAAUUAUGACUCAUCAGUUGAAUUUCGGUUGGAUCUGUUAACAGUUCUUGUUACUCAAAAUAGCAAAUAAAUCUGCCGCCGUUAAUUUAUAAAGACGCUAAUAAAGAAACAAUAUUGGACCCCAACACAUCGUCGAACAGAGCAUUAGAUUCAAUAGAUUAAAUCUCUUAAAGCAGAGUUUAAUUCAGUGAUCCUUAUGCUGAGACAGCGCUGUGUUCGAUGCUGUAUUUUUCACAGAACAGCACUGCAAAUUGACAAAUAUAAUGGCUAAAUGGUAUGACAUUAUUAUGAUAAUAGUAGCAGAAUUCGAGACCCCGCAUAUAAGUACAUAAGUAAAUGUAGAACUGCCCGCAUUUUUGGCUCACGUCUGUAUUUAAUCCAAUUUUUAUUGUGGUCAAUCUUGCUCAUUUAUAUAAACAUAUAAUAAUAGCUUUAGAUAAUUUAUGCAUCGGUUUUGUGCAAAUAAUAUUUCAUAGUGGUACAAAUGAACAUCAGAAUUGUUUUUAAAUAAAAUAUUUUAUUGC
Molecule: messenger RNA, 4070 nt
Organism: Diatraea saccharalis (sugarcane borer)
Lineage: Eukaryota; Metazoa; Arthropoda; Insecta; Lepidoptera; Crambidae
Source: the annotation of a GenBank genome assembly